This is a messenger RNA of Danio rerio (zebrafish), 1625 nucleotides long. It is a transcript of the gene zng1a, whose product is annotated as Zn regulated GTPase metalloprotein activator 1A. Gene Ontology annotation, cellular component: nucleus. Lineage: Eukaryota; Metazoa; Chordata; Actinopteri; Cypriniformes; Danionidae. The record is from RefSeq and is marked provisional.
GAAAUAUUGCAUAUUUAGUACAAACUGGACGCCAGAUCGCAUUCAACAGGUCAUGUUUUAAAGGAAUACUUUAUCUAAGCACUCGAAUUUCACACAGUACUGACUGAUUACUUCAAGCAAUCUGAGUAAUGGAGGAUGAGGAUGAAUGUCCAGAGUUAGUUCCUAUCAAGGAGAAGCCCAGUGGACCCACAGCUCAGAUCCCGGUUACCAUUAUUACUGGAUACUUGGGUGCAGGAAAGACAACUCUUUUGAACUACAUAUUAACCGAACAACAUAAUAAGCGAAUAGCUGUCAUACUCAAUGAAUUUGGGGAAGGGAGCGCUCUAGAAAAAUCUCUAGCUGUGAGUCAGGCAGGAGAGCUGUAUGAAGAGUGGCUGGAGCUGAGGAACGGCUGCCUGUGCUGCUCUGUCAAAGACAAUGGCUUAAAAGCUAUUGAAAAUCUAAUGGAGAAGAAAGGAAAGUUUGACUACAUCCUUCUAGAAACAACCGGAUUGGCCGAUCCAGGAGCUGUUGCCUCAAUGUUCUGGGUUGAUGCUGAAUUAGGAAGUGAUGUUUACCUGGACGGUAUUGUUACCGUUAUAGAUGCUAAAUAUGGGUUGCAGCAUCUAACAGAAGAAAAGCCUGAAGGUCUUAUCAAUGAAGCUGCCAGACAGAUUGCUCUCGCUGAUCUUACCAUCAUCAACAAGACUGAUCUGGUGCAUGAGACGGAGCUGCUGAAGCUCAGAGAUACAGUGAGAUCAAUAAAUGCACUUGUAAAGAUUUUGGAGACACAAAAGUCCAGGGUUGAUCUAUCUGAAGUAUUAGACUUGCAUUCUUUUGACACUAAAGAUGGUGAAAGGUUAACCAAAAAGCUGCAGCUGGUAAAAACAAGCCAACCUCACCUAGACAAGAGUAUGCUGACUAUAACAUUUGAAGUACCUGGCAGUGUGUCAGAAGAUCUUUUAAAUAUAUUUAUUCAGGAACUUCUUUGGGAAAAAACAUUUAAGAACAAAGCAGGAUUGCCAAUGACAGUUAUUCGGUUAAAGGGGAUCCUCUCGCUCCAGCAGAAGCAGAAGAAGGUGAUGUUGCAGGGUGUCCAUGAACUUUAUGAGCUGGAAGAGACUCCAGAGUUUUGGGCAGAUCAAGAGCCAAGACUCAACCGUCUCGUCUUUAUAGGUCGAAACCUUGAUGGUGAGAUUCUAAAGAAAGAGUUCAUCUCCGCUGUGUCAAAUAAAGACAGCGUCGAGUAGGUGAUCUUGUCAAACAUUGGUAAAAUCUGUAAAAGCACAGCUGUUUUUUUUGCCACUCAAAUGAAUAACAGCUUUAAGGUUUUGGCCAUUUCACAAAAAGUGACAACAUUUUCACUAAAUGUGAAAUGUCUAAAAAAAAAGAUUUCUUUUUUUCUUAAAAACAAAUUGUAAUUUAUUUUACAUGUUCACUAUGGUUUUCUGCAAAUACAAGUCUUCACAUUUCAUAAAAAAUGAAAUACUGCAAACUCCCUAGUGUUUAUAUUAAGAUUAUCUUGUUAUUUAAACAACUCAUUUGAGUGGUCAAUUGCUCAAUUUCCCAAGGCUUUUUCACAGUGUAAAGUGUAAGAUAACAGCAUCCAGUGAAAUAAAUGUUGUUUUGAGUUACUUCUUACUCUU